AUGAGUACGACAACUCGUUUACGCGUAGUUUUUGAUGGAAGCUGUAAGAUGUCUACAGGGUGGUCGCUCAACGAUCUACAAUAUAUCGGCCCUAAAGUUCAGAAUGACAUUAUAAACAUUCUUUUACGAUUCAGAACAUAUAAAUUCGUGGUUUCCGCUGACAUAUCAAAAAUGUAUCGUCAAAUUCUCAUAGAUCGAGAGCAUAGACCUUUACAACAGAUACUAUGGCGUGAUAACCCCAAAAGUAACUUUUGCACUUAUCACUUGAAUACAGUUACAUAUGGAACUCGAUCAGCUCCAUAUCUGGCUAUCAAGUGUAUUAAGACGCUAGCGGAACACAAUAUGAAUCAAUAUCCCAAAGCCUGUGAAACAAUACUAAAGGACAUGUACGUGGACGAUUUGUUGACCGGUUCUAACGAUUUAAUAGAAUUACAAAAAUUAUGCAAAGACAUAUAUGAUGCCUUAUCAUCCGCUAAUUUCAUUUUAAGAAAGUGGAUUUCUAAUAAUUUUCAAGUAGUUUGUGGCUUCAAAGAUAACAAUAUCUCAAAUGCAAUUUUAGAUAUAGGUGAUAAAGAAAGUUGUAAAACUUUGGGAAUCCAAUGGGACAAUAAAAAUGACAUUCUAAAAUAUACAAUUAAACAAUUUACCCAUCGAAACACAAUUACUAAACGUCACAUUCUUUCAAUUAUUGCUCAAAUUUACGAUCCUUUAGGGUUAUUGAGCCCUUCAAUAGUUAUUGCAAAAUUAAUAAUACAGAAAUUAUGGUCCCUACACAUUAGAUGGGAUGAGCCUAUUCCACAAGAUAUAGAACAAACUUGGUAUCGAUUUCAGAAUGAACUUGGCAGUUUAAAUCAAUUAUCUAUUCCUAGAAAUGCUAUUUAUUUAAACUAUGUACUUACAGAUGACCAUUGCUUCUGCGAUGCAUCGAGAGAUGCAUAUUCAUGUUGCAUAUACUUACGUAGUGUUGACGAUAGCGGAAAUUAUAACGUUCAAUUACUAUGUGCCAAAACCAAAGUGUCGCUACUGAAGACAAUAACAAUUCCAAAACUUAAGUUGUGUGCUUGUCUUCUAGGAGCACAACUAGUAAAUACUGUGGUCAAUGCCCUCAAUUUAAAAAAAUAUUCAUUAUUGUUUGUGGUCCGAUUCUCAAGUCGCCCUAUGUUGGAUUAA
Messenger RNA from Diorhabda carinulata, 1170 nucleotides. RefSeq lists its product as uncharacterized. The coding region runs from base 1 to 1170 and encodes 389 amino acids. NCBI's taxonomy places the organism in Eukaryota, Metazoa, Arthropoda, Insecta, Coleoptera, Chrysomelidae. The record is from RefSeq and is a predicted model, not a curated record. The transcript has a single exon.